GGGAGCCAGGACUCCUGGGUUCUCUCCCCGGCUCUGCAGCGUAAGGCCCAGCCUCACUCUCCCCCUCCUCUCUCCCCACAGCCCAGUGGGCUCCGAGUGCCCCAGGAGGUGAUGCUGAUGAAGCGGGUGUGCGCCAGGGGCGGGCACCGGGGCGUGAUCCGCCUGCUGGACUGGUACGAGACCCCCGAGGGGUUCCUCCUGGUGCUGGAGCGGCCCGAGCCCUGCCAGGAUCUCUUCGACUACGUGACGGAGCGGGGGCCCCUGGCCGAGGGGCAGUGCCGGCGCUUCUUCCGCCAGGUGCUGGAGGCCGUGCGGCACUGCCACGCCCGGGGGGUGGCGCAUCGGGACAUCAAAGACGAGAACAUCCUGGUGGAGCUGCGCACCGGCCACCUCCAGCUCAUCGACUUCGGCUCCGGCGCCCUCCUGCGGGACACGGUCUACACGGAGUUUGACGGCACCCGUGUGUACAGCCCGCCGGAGUGGGUGGGGCUGCAGCAAUACCACGUGCUGCCGGCCGCCGUCUGGUCCCUGGGGGUCCUGCUCUACGACAUGGCCUGUGGUGACGUCCCCUUCCAGCGCGACGAGGAGAUCCUGGCCGCGCGGCUCCACUUCCCGGAGCCCCUGCCUGAGGGCUGCCAGGAUGUGAUCCGAUGGUGCCUGUCCCCAGAGCCCUCAGACCGACCCACGCUGGAGCAGCUUCUCCAACACCCCUGGCUGCAGCCUGAUCCCCAGUUCCAGCCGGAGGAGGAGCCGCAGAACCCGGCGCCCCCUAGGGGCACCGCUGGCAACAGCAGCUGCUGAAAGACUUGGAUUUACCCCGUGUCUCCCUGCCGGGAGGGGGACCCACCCCCAUGGGGAACACUUCAGCCUCGGGCAGCUGGGCCUGUGGCCAGCUGAGAUCAGAGUUGACCUGGUUUUACAGGUGUCUAGAGCUGGGGAGAGAACCCAGGAGUCCUGGCUCCCAGCUUCCCCCCCCCUUCUAACCACUAGACCCAACUCCCCUCCCAGAACUGGGGAAAGAACCCAGAAGUCCUGGCUCCCAGUUUCCUCCCCUCCCCCGCUAGAGGUUUGGAUUCUGGUCCCUGUCGAGGAUCAGCCGUGUCUCUGUAUGUGUAAAUACUUGUGUAUUGGCGUGAGCUGGGCUCCCCUCAGUACCAGCCCAUGAGGGGGGGAUGAGGCUUGGGGGGGCUCUAGCCCCCCCAUUUCCAGCCCCUCCCAUGCUCCCUAAGGUGUGGCUUGCUGGGCUGAGACUGAGGUAUCGUAUCUAAGCUGCUUAACGGGCCCCGAUGCAGGGGACCCCGGUGCCAGCGUGAGAUUCAGACCAAUUCUGUACAGGAUUGAGAGGAAGAAAAAUCUAUUUAAAUAAAAGAGGUUUUAUCUUUAUCCAGGAAA
Chrysemys picta bellii (western painted turtle) is the source of this 1392-nucleotide messenger RNA. The record is from RefSeq and is a predicted model, not a curated record. NCBI's taxonomy places the organism in Eukaryota, Metazoa, Chordata, Testudines, Emydidae.